AUGUACGUAAGCUACCUUCUGGAAAAAGAAGUCAGCAUGUACCCAACUUCUGUCAGGCAUACUGGACUUGGUCUUGGUGCUCAAAAUUUUGUCAGCCCGCCGCAAUACCCGGAUUAUGGAGCUUAUCACGUACCUGGGGUUAAUUUGGACAGCGCACCACAGCCAUCUCCAUCAUGGCACAACACGUACGCACCUUCGCGGGAGGACUGGAGCAUGUACGGCACUGCGCAUACGAAUGGGGCCUAUGUAUCCACCGGGACCAUCCCUUACAACGGCACCGACGUGAACCCAAUGCCGCCACCAGGAACUGGGGUCAUUCAGGCCCUUAACGGUGGCUCAGUGGAGCAGCACGUUACGUCCAACAGUCCUCGACCCUCUUACGACUGGAUAAGAAAGCCAGCUCAGCCCAUGUCUUCUAAUUCAGGUAAAACCAGAACGAAAGACAAAUACAGAGUCGUGUAUACGGAUCACCAAAGACUCGAACUGGAAAAGGAAUUUCACUAUAGUCGCUAUAUAACAAUCCGAAGGAAGUCGGAGAUUGCAAUGAGUCUGGGUCUUUCUGAGAGGCAGGUGAAGAUCUGGUUUCAGAACAGAAGAGCCAAGGAAAGAAAAUUAGCAAAGAAAAAAAUACAACAGUCUCAAUCGGGAUUAAUGCAUAGUGGCUCUGAUGACUUUAGUCCAGCUGUUGCAAUGAGUUCUGCGGCACUAAUACCGGUGGAAAGUGGCGGAGGAGUCCAUUGUCAGAGCACCUCUACUCUGCCCGCACCUUGAUCUCAGUGAAGUCAAAGCCUCAAGCACAGACUGGCAAGGUGAAUGAUCGAUAUUAGCGAGAAAGAAGCUACCUUUGUUAAGCAACGCUACAGCUUGAGAGACUUAAUAACCCGGUUGGGUAACCUUUAUUGAUUUUGAGGCCAACUGGAGAGAAAAUGUCUGAGAGAAAAAAAAUAAUUUAGAGCAGCACUCCAAGAACAACAAUGGUCAUUUGUUUACGACACCAUUGACGUUUACACAUUUUUGGAAAUUCCAAAUGAGACUAUUUUGUAAGUUUUGAAUAGACACUUUUUACGUGUUGUUAGCGGAUUGUUUAAAUACAUUUGUGUACAUAUUUUUCUGUGUAUUCUGUGAAAAAUAAUUCUUUAUGCAUUUUGUCUCAGGGAUCAUUAAAUAUUAUAGAGUUUUUUAAAAAAGGGGUACUUAAAGCUACGCACAAAUGCUUUCAAUCAAUGCGUAGUUUCUUCCAAAGGCAACAAUAAUUGUACUUUAAAAGAACACUAUUUUAGGGUUUCAUCAAAACUAGAGCUAGACUUUGAGUGAAUUCCAUACGGCUCAAAGGCGUUGCUGUCUUGAAUGCCAUUUACUUUAAACAAAACGGUACCCAUAUACUCACUCCAAUAUUCAUUUUUAAAAAGCACUCCUCGUUGAUUUAUGUGUGAAUUUGUACCCCAUUUCCUGACAAGUUAUGAAACCCAUUUUUGGAUGAA
Messenger RNA from Polypterus senegalus (gray bichir), 1481 nucleotides. RefSeq names its product homeobox protein CDX-2-like. Gene Ontology annotation, cellular component: nucleus. Bases 1 to 771 code for a protein of 256 amino acids. Gene Ontology annotation, molecular function: RNA polymerase II transcription regulatory region sequence-specific DNA binding; DNA-binding transcription factor activity, RNA polymerase II-specific. NCBI's taxonomy places the organism in Eukaryota, Metazoa, Chordata, Cladistia, Polypteriformes, Polypteridae. The record is from RefSeq and is a predicted model, not a curated record. The transcript has 3 exons. Gene Ontology annotation, biological process: animal organ morphogenesis; regulation of transcription by RNA polymerase II; cell differentiation.